CAGAAGAAGUAUCCAAAAAUUUGGUUGCCAUGAAAGAAAUUCUGUAUGGCACAAAUGAGAAGGAGCCACAGACAGAAGCAGUGGCUCAGCUUGCUCAAGAACUAUAUAAUAGUGGGCUCCUUGGCACUCUGGUAGCUGACCUACAGCUCAUUGACUUUGAGGGCAAAAAAGACGUGGCUCAAAUAUUCAACAAUAUUCUCAGAAGACAAAUUGGUACAAGAACUCCUACUGUUGAAUACAUCUGCACCCAACAGAAUAUUUUGUUCAUGUUAUUGAAAGGGUAUGAAUCUCCAGAAAUAGCUCUAAAUUGUGGAAUAAUGUUAAGAGAAUGCAUCAGACAUGAACCACUUGCAAAAAUCAUUUUGUGGUCGGAACAGUUUUAUGAUUUCUUCAGAUAUGUCGAAAUGUCAACAUUUGACAUAGCUUCAGAUGCAUUUGCCACAUUCAAGGACUUACUUACAAGACAUAAAUUGCUCAGUGCAGAAUUUUUGGAACAGCAUUAUGAUAGAGUCUUCACUGAAUAUGAGAAGUUACUUCAUUCAGAAAACUACGUGACAAAAAGACAGUCACUCAAGCUUCUCGGUGAACUACUGUUAGAUAGACACAACUUCACAAUUAUGACAAAAUAUAUCAGUAAACCUGAGAACCUGAAAUUAAUGAUGAAUCUUCUACGAGACAAAAGUCGUAACAUCCAGUUUGAGGCCUUUCAUGUUUUUAAGGUGUUUGUAGCCAAUCCUAACAAGACACAGCCCAUCCUUGACAUCCUCCUCAAGAACCAGACCAAACUCAUAGAGUUCCUCAGCAAGUUUCAGAAUGACAGGACCGAGGACGAGCAAUUUAAUGAUGAGAAGACCUACUUAGUUAAACAGAUCAGGGAUUUGAAGAGACCAGCUCAGCAAGAAGCCUAAUUUCCAGUAAAUAUCUAAAAUAUUAAAUCCAAAUUCAGCAUUUGCUGUUAGCUAUUCAGCAUCAGGCACUCUUAUCGAUUCAUGAGGAACAUUACUGCUAAUCUGCUGUUAAGUGAACGGUUUUUCAUUUUCCCUUUUUGUUUUUUAGUCCAGGUUGGAGAACGUAGCUGCUGACACUUGCACACUAGAGCACACAUGGGCUUUUUCUUGAUCUUUGUGUCACUUCAGAAUUCAAAGACUCCAUUUGCUAUAGGAGUUCUGACGUGACAGGGUUCAUGAAGGCAAAUGUAUAGAUGAGAGUGUGGUGUGGGGAAGAGGGCACUGAUAUUACCAGAUUAAACCUGCAUGUUCGCCUUCACCUCUAUUGAAGUCCACGCACGGUGUGGCACGCGCACCAGGCAUCCUCACAGCCACUGGACGCCUUGGCUCAAGGAUGGUUGCGCCAAGCUAUAUUUGAAAUCGGAGGGGAACUGUACCAAGAUGUGAGCUUUGGGGGCAGAUAAAGUUGACGUGCGAAUACAUUGAUACUGAAACUUAACUUCUCAAAAGUGUGAAGCUUCGUAAGGUUAUAAGAAAAAUGUGUAUAUGCUUUUCACAGCUUUCUAGAAUUUUUUGACAUUUGAUUUUCUUGAGACUUGUAAACCUGGAUAUGUUGAAGGGUAUUUGUUAAUUUUACUUUUUGAAGGUAUUUUAAAACAGUAGAGCUAGCAACAAUGCCUUGCAUUUCAUUUCAGCACUGCUUACAGGUUUCUUUUGUAUAUACUUUUUAGAAUGCUCAUUUCUUUUAAAUGGUUUAAUUUGUACAGCAGAGGAAUGUUAUUGUAGUAGUAUGUAACUAUUACCUAAUACUGAGUUUUUGCAAAAAAAAAAAAAAUGAAUGCUCAUAUGUAAUUGAAAUACUUCAGAACACAUGAAAAUGCUGAUUUAACAUUUAAGUAUCACAGCAUUAAAAGAAAAAAAGUAAACCAAA
Molecule: messenger RNA, 1878 nt
Organism: Galeopterus variegatus (Sunda flying lemur)
Lineage: Eukaryota; Metazoa; Chordata; Mammalia; Dermoptera; Cynocephalidae
Product: calcium-binding protein 39
Exons: 4
Coding region: 30-908 (292 amino acids)
Biological process (GO): intracellular signal transduction
Molecular function (GO): protein serine/threonine kinase activator activity
Source: RefSeq, a predicted model, not a curated record